Molecule: messenger RNA, 5010 nt
Organism: Rotaria sordida
Lineage: Eukaryota; Metazoa; Rotifera; Eurotatoria; Philodinida; Philodinidae
Source: the annotation of a GenBank genome assembly
AUGAAUAUAUCAUUCUAUUAUCUUCAUAUAUUAUUAUCAUAUAGUAUUGAUUUAUCAAUAACAAUGAAUUUUAAUAUAAUUUCUCUUAUUUUAUUCAUCAUUUUUAUUCAACAAUCAUUAACACAAGUACCACCAGUUGUACCAUUGACAAAUGCUUUAACAGCUGUCUAUUGUCAUAAUUCAGAUGAACCUGGUAUAAUGACAAUACGUUGUGGACCAAAUGAAAAAAUUCGAAUGUUAGAUGCAUUUGAUGCUACAGUUAAACAUAGAUCACGUUUACCAAUACAAUGUUUAAAACAAAAACAACAAUAUUCAAAAGAAUUAAAUGAAAAUUCUAAUAGUGUUGAUUGUAAAAUUCAUACAAGUUUUACAUCGGCUUGUUCAGGACGUGAAAAUUGUACAUUACAUAUGCAACGUAUACGUUUAAAUAGUGUUCAAGAUAAUUGUCAUAAUGAAUUAGUUGAUUAUACAAUGGCAUUUUUUGAAUGUAUAUCAGAUGUAUUUAUUCAUGAUGUUUGUUCAUCACAAGCAAUAACAUCUGCUUGGGGUACAUUACAAACACCAAAUUUUCCAAAUCCAUAUACAUCAAGUGAUGAUUGUUGGUGUAAAUUAUCAACACAAUUACAACAUCGUCUAUUACUUUCUAUUAUUGUCUUUCAAUUAAUUCCUUAUGAUAAACAUUGUGCUGGUGCUGGUCUUUAUUUACAAAGUAGUAAUGAACAACGAAGUACUCAAUGUACUUAUUUACAACAAGGACAUAAUUAUUUAAGUGAUACAAAUUCAUUAUAUAUUAAUUUUUAUAGUCGAACACCGACUGUACGUGGAGGAUUUUGGAUUAUUUAUGAAGCGAGUCAUCCUAAUGCAGAAGUUCAUUUACAUUGUGGAUCACAUGAUAAAAUUGGUGUACCAUCAUCAUCAAAUUCACAAUUAUCACCUUCAAUUUCAACUCCAUUUGAUCAUGGUUGGAGUCGUUUAGCAUUUAAUAAUCCACCAAAUCCAACAACACCAAUCAAUGAUCAUAUGAUGCGUAUGCGUAUGCGUUUCACUUCUACCACGCCUUACUCAUCUAUUAAUACAAACUAUAAAAUAAAUACUUCAACAGCUGUUGGAGCUUUUACAUAUCCACAUGGAGCAUUAACAACAUUUGAAUUAGCUUAUGGACCAAGUGGAUGGUAUUUAAAACAUCCAAUUGAUGCAUUGAAUAAAACAUUAAAUAAAUUUGUACGAACAACAACAGUAACACCUACAUUAUCAAUUUCAAAAUGGAAUUUUACUUGGUAUUAUACUCGACCAAGACGAAUAAAAUUAGUUACAACUAAAAGGACUUCAACAACAACAGAAUCAACGACUACUACUAAACAAACUACUCUUGUUUUUUCAACAACAACAAAAACAACAACAACAACAACAACAACAACAACAACAAUAUCGACUUCUACGUCAACAACUCAAACAGCUACUGCUCAUCAACGUUUAUUAUUUACUCAUCAACCAUGGGUAUUUUAUAGUUCUAGUAGUUCUCAAUCAUUUACACCAACAACAAAAACAACAACAAUCAAGUCUACAAUUCAAUCUUCUACAUCUUCAUCAACAUUAUCUUCUAUGAUUAUUAAAUCUACAUUACCAUUACCAACUCCUUGGUAUUCACCAGCUGGUCCUUUUGAUUGGUGGCAAUGGCAAUGGUAUACAAAAAAAAGCAAAACAUCAUCAAUAAAUUUUCAUUAUACUACACAAACUAUAACAACAUCUACACAAAUAACUAGCACAACUCGAAAAAUAUCUCCUACUACUAGUACUAUUGUCAUCACGACUACUACCACUCCUAGCACUACUGUCACUACUGCUAGUACUCUGAUGACUACAAUAAGUACAACACGUUUGACAGAGUCACCAAGUACAACUCGUUUGACGAAACCACCAAGUACAACUCGUUUGACCGAGCCUCCAAGUACAACACGUUUGACAGAACCACCAAGUACAACUCGUUUAACGAAGUUACCAAAUAUGAUAACUACAAGUAGUAAAUAUGAACCAACUGCUGAUUGGCUUCAAUGGCCUUAUAAAGAAAUUGAUACAAAUAAAAAAGAUCCAUCAGAUGAUGAUUUCGAAGAUGAAUAUCAAGAUUGGCUUGAUUAUUUUACUGCUAGUAAAAAUCAAGGAAUAAUAACAUCAACAGUAACACCGAGUACUUUAAUAUCAAUUUCAUCUGAACAACCAUAUCCAUACUUAGAUCAUAUUCCAACAAAAUCUAAAUGGAAAGUUAUAACUAUUAAUACACCACCAGCAAAACGUCAUCAUUCACAACCAAAUCCUGGUGUUAAUGAACGAAAUGCUCUUGGAAUUCAAUCUAAUGAACAAACAUCACCUUCGAAUGUUCAUAAUAUGAUUCGACGUGUUAUUGAACAACGAAAUAAAAAAAAUUCUACAGAUUAUGGAUGGUUAAGUAAAACAGAUAUGACAAUUGUUGCUGUAUCAAUUCUAUUUGUUAUUCUAUUGGCAAUUAUUAAUUUAAUUCUUUUUGCUGUUCGAAGACAUCGUCAUCGAAUACAAGGUCGACAUUUACUUAGUACUUCAAUUUCAUCGACAUUAGAUAAUCGAAGACUUGGAGGAGGAGGAGGAGGAGGAGGAAGUGGACAUUUACAUAGUCAAACAUUUACUGAUACAACAAAUGGUUUAAUUAAUACAACUAAUAAUACUAAUAAUAAUAAUGAUAUAUUACCAGCUGUUGGUGAAAUUGUUAUAUGGGAUGAAAAAGAUCAAGGUGGCUAUAUGAUUGAUAAUAAUGGAACAUGGGCUAAAAUUGAAGGACGUCAAUGGUUUGGUAGUCAUAUAUUUAAAAAUUGUAGUAAAACACCACUUGCAAAAAGUUUUCGAUCACGUUUUCGUUUUAUGCGUCAUUUGGAUAAAAAAGGUAAUCAUCAUCAUCAUCAUCAUCCUCAACCACCAAUAACACCAAAAACACAUCAAAUACAACAGCAAACAUUUAAAUUUCCUCUUCUUAUGGAUACUGCUACUCUUUCACCAGUACCUGAAGCAGAUGAUUAUGAAUCAUCUGAAUUAAGUCUAUCUGAUAUUAUUAUUCGAAGUUCAGCAACAACACUCAAUCAUUCAAAUAGACGACCGCACCACCACCAACAUCAACCAUUAAUGAAAUCUGAACGUAAACAUGAUUUAUCAUUAUAUGGUCAACAACAAACAACAAAAACUAUUCAAGCAUUAAUUCAUACUGAACAACAACAAAAUGAUGAUGAUUAUUAUAAACGAAUUGGAAAUAAUGGUGAUAAUUCAAAUUAUACUGGAAUGUCCGAAAAUGCAUUGAGAGAUUCAUCUAUAACUGAUCAAGAAACUGAUCGAAGUUUAGGUAAUGAAAUUGAUGCUGGCGGACCAGUUGUUGUUAGUGUACCAACUAUGAUUCGACGAGAUGAUGAUACUGGUACAAUAACAGAUGGUGCUGAAUCAAUUUAUAAUCCACAUUAUUCAAUUCAAUCAGUUAAUGAAUAUUCUCAUCGAAAUUAUAUUCAAUCAAAUACUAAUACAGGUCCAUUUUCAACAAAACCAUCUAUUAGUACAUUUAAACCAACAACAAAUAAUUCUGUUAUAAUUGGUUAUUGUCAAAAUGAUUUUCAAUCACUUGAUCCAAAAUUAUUAUUUAAAACAAAUGAUAAAACAUCAUUAAUUGAACAUCAACCAUUUUAUCGUUGUACACAAUCAGUACAAUUAUCAACAUAUGAUUCAGGUUUUGUUGAUGAACAAACAGUUGGAAGUUUAACAGCAAUUAAUAAUAUAAAUGAAUUUGAAAAUAAUUUAAUUAAUAAAGAUAAAAAUGAACAUAUGAGUAUGGAUGAUAUUUUAUUAACAAAAAGUGAAGAAGAUGAUGAUGAUGAUAAUGAUGAUGAUGGUGAUUUACAAUUAAAUGAUUUAAUAACAGAUGAAUUAAGAAAUUCAAAUCAACAAAAAUGGAAAAAUAUUUCUAAACAUGUUUCAUUUCAAGAAGAACAUAUUACUCAACGUUUUUCUCCACCAUUACCACCAUUAUCAUCAUCAUUUAAUACAACAGCAAAUCCAGAAACAUUAUCAAAUCCAUUUGAUACUUAUGAUGUUUCACCUGAUAUAAUUCAAUCAGUACCAAUUCCACCACCAUUACUUAAAUCUUUCUUACCUCCAACAACAACUUUAAAUGAUAAUUCACUAACAACAAGUAGUGUAUUUACUGUUCAAAAACAAAUAACAUCUAUUGAUAAUGAAGAUGAUAAUACAGAAAGUAUAAUAAUGAAUCAUUUACAUUCAGUAAAAUCAUUAAAAAAAUUUUUUGAAACAAAAAUGGUUAUACAACAACCAAUAUCAACUUUACAAACAAUAACUUGUUCUCAAUCAAUAACAACAAUUAAUGAACAAAAAUUUGAUCGUUCAUCAAUAACAAAAGAACAAAAAUCAAUAGAUGAAUCUGAUCAACGACAAGAAAUGAUGAAUAAAGUAUUGGAAAGUUUAAAAAAGAAAAAACUUUAUUCAAGAACAACAAAUGAUACUCCUGAACCUAGUGGUCGAUGUUCAGCAAUGACUACAUCAUCAUAUGAUUCAAAUAUAACUCAAAAUUUAGCUGUACAACGUCAUUAUUCUCGACGUUUUCGUUCAUCUUCAACAAGUAAUAAUUCACUUUAUCCUGGUGGUAAUAUAAUAAUACAUAUAAAUCCUACAAAUUCUUAUCAUAAUAAACGUGCUUUUUCACAAGAUCGUCAACAUUAUCAUACAACAGAUCAUCAUUUAAGUAAUAUUGAAAAAUGGAAACAAGAACAACAACGACAAAUUGAAUCUGAUGAUGAAGAUAAUAUAUCAGAAAAUUCUAUGUUAUGGCAAGCACGUACAAAAUUAAAUGAAUUUGUAACUCGUACAAGAAAAACUCAACAACAACAAUCACCAUAUUAUACAACAUGUACUAAUGGUGGAACACCAUCUGAAGACAUAUAUAUGUAUGAUGAUAAUGAAAGUGUUACAGCAGAAACACGUUUUUAG